CGCUUCAGUGCAGCGCCGAUCAACGGAACGGAUCCGAUCUGGACUGGACUGUACUGGAGAGACACAGGUUGCCCUAGAAAAGCCAGGCGAAACCAUCGGUAGCCAUGAAGUUCGCCGAGCACCUGUCGGCGCACAUAACGCCUGAGUGGCGCAAACAAUACAUCAACUAUGAGGAAAUGAAGGCCAUGCUCUAUUUGGCCGUGGAGGAGGCGCCAUCGGUGGAGAGUGUCGAGGACGAUGUGCUGAAGCGGCAUUUCGCCAACUUCGAUGAGAACUUCUUUCACUACUGCGACAAGGAGCUGAAGAAGAUCAACACCUUCUACUCGGAGAAGCUGGCGGAGGCCACGCGCAAGUUUGCCACCCUGAAUGCCGAGCUAAAGACCUCCAUCGAGGAGUCGGAACGGAGUGCCAAGAAGUCAAAGUCAAAGAGCCAGAAGCGGCAUGCGGCGCUGCCCGAUCGCAAGGCCCGCGAACUGAAGUUGGCCUUCAGCGAGUUCUACCUGAGUCUGAUCCUCCUGCAGAACUACCAGAAUCUGAAUCACACCGGCUUUCGUAAAAUACUCAAGAAGCACGAUAAACUCUUGCGUGUUGACAGCGGUGCCAAGUGGCGGCAGGAGUAUGUGGAGGCGUCGCACUUCUUCACCAACAAGGACAUCGACAAUAUUAUCAAUGAGACAGAGACCACGGUCACUGGCGAGCUGGAGGGCGGCGAUCGUCAGCGGGCCAUGAAGAGGCUACGCGUACCGCCGCUGGGCGAGCAGCAGAGUCCGUGGACGACCUUCAAAGUGGGCCUCUUCUCGGGCAGCUUCAUAGUGCUGGGCAUUGUGGUGGUGCUGUCGGCCAUCUUCCACGAGAUUAGCGGCGAGAAUCUGAAGGUCACGUUCCGCCUGUAUCGCGGUCCCCUGCUCAUCAUCGAGUUCAUCUUCCUGAUCGGCGUCAAUAUCUACGGCUGGCGAUCGUCGGGCGUGAAUCAUGUGCUAAUCUUUGAGCUCGAUCCGCGGAAUCAUCUAUCCGAGCAGCAUUUAAUGGAGCUGGCGGCGAUAUUCGGUGUCGUGUGGACGCUCAGCAUGCUGAGUUUCCUGUAUAGCGCCAGUUUGGCCAUACCGGCGUUUAUUAAUCCGCUGACGCUCACGCUGAUUAUGGUGCUCUUCCUGGCCAAUCCGUUUCAUGUGCUCCACCACGACGCUCGCUUUUGGCUGUGGCGAAUCACGGGUCGUUGCCUCUCAGCGCCGUUCUUUCAUGUGGGCUUCGCUGAUUUCUGGCUGGGCGAUCAGCUGAAUUCGCUGGCCACCGCUAUUUUGGACUUUGAGUAUCUCAUUUGUUUCUACUUCACCAAUGGCAACUGGACGGAGGCGAGGGAUGCCUCGAUUUGCAUGGAGAAGGACUUUAUCAUCAGACCAAUUGUGAAUUGCCUGCCCGCCUGGUUCCGGUUUGCCCAGUGCCUGCGGCGAUAUCGGGACUCGCGGGAGGCCUUUCCCCAUUUGGUCAAUGCCGGCAAAUACUCCACCACCUUCCUGGUGGUGAUCUUCGCCACCCUCAAGAGCUUUCACAGUCCAAACUAUGCCAGCACCUUUGACAAUCCCUACACCUGGCUGUGGAUCAUCGCCUCGAUUGUGUCCUCCUGCUAUGCCUACACCUGGGACAUCAAGAUGGAUUGGGGUCUGUUCGACAAGAAUGCCGGCGAGAAUACGUUCCUGCGCGAGGAGGUGGUCUACUCAUCGACGGGUUUCUACUACUUUGCCAUUGUGGAAGAUCUGGCGCUACGCUUCAUUUGGGUGCUCUCCUUCUACCUCACCGAGAUGAAGAUCGUGAGCAGCGACAUAAUGACCUCCAUCACGGGCAUUUUGGAGGUGUUCCGCCGCUUCGUUUGGAACUUUUUCCGUUUGGAGAACGAACAUCUGAACAAUUGCGGCAAGUUCCGAGCCGUGCGAGACAUCUCGAUAGCGCCGCUGGACUCCUCCGACCAGGCGCUCAUCCUGCGCAUGAUGGACGAGGCCGAUGGGGUGAUCAAUCGCUACACGAAGACGAACCGGCCGAAGCCCAAGAAGGUCAAGGAUCCGGAGAAGCGGAGCCUGCUGCAGACGCGCGGUUCACUGCCCGAUCUCAGGAUCGAUAUGGACAGUAAAAAGUUGUAGGCCCGCCACCGAAUUGUGCUUCCUAACGAAAGAUUUUGCGGAACGACAGAGCCUAUCGAUAAUUCAAUUUACACUAUUUUUUUGUAAUCAUACACGUUCUUUUUUUUUUUAUUUGCGUUGUUUAGCUAAUUUGUAUAUUUAGUGACUAAGUACUUAAAGUUGAGGAGCGACAAUGUCCAGCAAUAAUUAGUGCCUAAGAAUUCGAACUAAUUUAGCAUUCCAUUUAUGCGGUUAAACUAACUAACGAGAAAGACCAAACCUAUACCUUUAUAUAUAUAUAUAUCCUGUAACCUAUGCCCCUAAGCCACACGUUUCCAAAUCCAAUUCGAAAUCCAUACCUUCCACAAAGAAAAUACGAAAAAUUGGAGUAGAUAACGGCAGUAUUAGUACUUAGAAGAGG
Drosophila takahashii is the source of this 2535-nucleotide messenger RNA. RefSeq names its product solute carrier family 53 member 1. Gene Ontology annotation, biological process: phosphate ion transport; cellular response to phosphate starvation. The record is from RefSeq and is a predicted model, not a curated record. NCBI's taxonomy places the organism in Eukaryota, Metazoa, Arthropoda, Insecta, Diptera, Drosophilidae. Gene Ontology annotation, cellular component: Golgi apparatus; plasma membrane; cytoplasm. Gene Ontology annotation, molecular function: inositol hexakisphosphate binding.